AUGGCAAAAAACAUCUUGAAAAAAAUUAUUUUCUCCGCUGAAGCACCAAAGGCAGUUGGUCCUUACAGUCAGGCCGUGGCUGUAAAUGAGCAUUUGUUCCUAUCUGGUCAAAUAGGAUUAGACCCUGUUACCACAGCCAUUGUUCCUGGCGGCAUUGAGAAUGAGACAGAACAAGUCUUGAAAAAUAUGGGCGCUGUAUUGAAGGCAGCAGGAGCUGAUUAUGAAAAUAUUGUGAAAACGACCAUACUACUUGCUGACAUAAAUGACUUUGCUACAGUCAACAAAAUAUAUGAGAAAUAUUUUCCCAGCAAUCCCCCCGCCAGAUCAUGUUAUGCUGUCCAAGCUCUUCCAAAGGGAGCAAGAGUGGAGAUUGAGGCAAUAGCAGUUCUUGGAAAAAUUCAAUCAUCACUUUGA
Molecule: messenger RNA, 414 nt
Organism: Helobdella robusta
Lineage: Eukaryota; Metazoa; Annelida; Clitellata; Rhynchobdellida; Glossiphoniidae
Exons: 6
Coding region: 1-414 (137 amino acids)
Cellular component (GO): cytosol
Molecular function (GO): deaminase activity
Source: RefSeq, a predicted model, not a curated record